Molecule: messenger RNA, 2325 nt
Organism: Aphanomyces astaci
Lineage: Eukaryota; Oomycota; Saprolegniomycetes; Saprolegniales; Verrucalvaceae
Exons: 6
Coding region: 18-2270 (750 amino acids)
Source: RefSeq, a predicted model, not a curated record
AUUUCGACUUCGAACCCAUGCUUGCGCCAACGCUGCCUACGGACCCGCUCCAUCCUCCGCACGCCACGCAGCACUCCCCGUCGGUGAGUGUGGCGGAGGUCCGCUACCGCAACCACACGAAGAAGGUCGCGGUGUACGAAGGCAUGUCCCCGACCGAAUGCAGUCUGCUGCUUCAAGCGGCGUUCUUCGACCCAACCACGUCCGGCACCCAUCCCGACCAAGGCGGCAAAGUAAUGGGCUUUGUCCACCUAAAGACCAAAACCUUCCUGCCCCUGUCGUUGGCGACGGCGUUUCCUCAACUCCUUCAGCCGAACCACACCUACGAGCUCAUCCUCGAGAAAGAACCACCUGCGCCGACGAUUCCAACGCAUGCCGAAACACCAUCGGCCGCCAGUCCCCAUCAGCAUUCGUACCACUCGGCGCAUUAUCCCCGAGCGACACCACCGCCACCACCACCCGCGUCCUCGUCCUCUGUCGCCGCUACCACCGCCAGCGUCGCGCACGUCGGCCUCGUCCACAACCCAGCCAACACGACCCACCCUCAUGCAGCUCCAUCUUGUCCCCAAGACCAGGACGGCGAGGAUCACUGGAGCGAAGCCAUGUACAACUUGAUGGUGCACUGGGACAGCCAUCCGCAUGACGACGAAUCGGCCGCGAGGUUGCCGCUGGAGAAGCUGGAAACGUUGCUCUUGAGCCAGCAGCACCCCCAAUUGCACCAAGCAUUUCUAGGCUACUCGACGCCUGGGGCUGCCACGUAUCGGAACCUCCCGGCGCUGGUGCAUCAAGUGCGGCGGGUGCUGGCGGUGCUGCAGCAGCAGACCAAGUCAUCGUUUACACGUGUGGUGAACCAGCUCGUGCACUUGAAGCCCCACGAUAUUGCGCUCAUUCACGAACUGUUUACCCAAGGCAACGAGUUGGUUCUGGCGGCGUGGGAAGUAUUUGAAUUGGAGGAAGACAAGGAUGAGUUGGCCGACACGUUGCUGCGCAUCGUUCGCUUCAAACGGCAGCAGCAGCAGGCGCCUCCUUCCCUCGACAGCAUCUGUCGCGAGUUGGUCGAACGACAUUUGCUCACGGAUGUACAGUGCCAGGGACUGCUGGCUCUGUGGGAGGCCAAGAACGACGCCAUCAUCGGCGCAGUCGAAGCCUUUCACGCGGAUAAGGACAUGCGCGAGCUAGUGGAUACGCUGCUGCUUGUGGUCAAGCACGCCGGCCUCGACCAGAAUAAUCUGUCGCCGUCUAACAAUGGGAAAUCUCCCGUGUUUGCGCGGGGAAACGUCCCAACAAGCCCAGUCGACGAUGCAGCGGCCGACGUGAGUUUGGAAGAAUUGCACCCGUUGUCCCCUCGUGCGUCGACUGGGAAAUUUCCCACUUCUCCGCCCCUGUCGCCCCCAUCGUACGGCACGUUUGAGACGGCGAAUAGCCCUCCAACGACAUCGUUUACAUUGGGCAAAAUCCCCACGAAACGCUCAAAGGACAGCGUCGUGGCGUUGCUUGAUGCGUUGCUACGCCAGUCAUUGCUCACGAAUCCCCAGCACCAGUUGCUAAGCAACUUCCGAAACGACAGCAGAGUGCAAGCGGCCGUGCAAAGCCAGUCGGCGAAGGAAUCGCUGGUCGAGUUGUACCAGGUGCUGCAGUGGGAAACCAACCGCCAGAGUAUUCUCCACAAGUGGAUUGUGCCAUUGGAAGAUCAAGGCAAAGGGCGGGGGCUGCGGCGUCUGUGGGCCAGUGCCGACCCGCGUCUCAUGGCGGCCUUCAUCUGUUUCGCUGACGACAGCGACGAAGUUGAGUUUGUCGACACGCUGAUGCGGCUGUCCGACACCAUCGAUGGGCCGGCGGAAGGGGGCGAAAUAGCCCAAAGUGAGGCGCCAGAGGUGGCCUCGUCGAUGCUGGCGCUGCACGCGACGGGCAAAUUGAGUCCAGACGUGCUGGAACAGUUGCAAAUGGACGACCCCAAAGUUCUCGCGGCUUUCGAUGUGUUUGAGAGCGCUCAAGACAUGGACGAGUUGGUGGACACUCUGAACCGCAUUGCGACCACAGGUCGUAAUAAUACUAGAUUGAGUAUGGACAAGCAGCUGCUGCACUUGGUGUAUGAGCUGCAGCUGCCCGCGGACGAAUUGGCGGCUCUCAAGCUGGCGAUUUCUACCAACGACGAGGUGGUGCAGGCCGCCGUGGACGUCUUUCAGAUCGACCACGACGAGGAGGACUUUAAAGAUACGUUGAGACGACUGGCGCGGCACAGUGUGGGCGCGACUGAGCCCGUGGACGAAUAACGUAGCGAGAGUAAUAAAAAAUAUAUUUCUUUGAAUAUAUAAAUAAAUAUAAUAU